Molecule: messenger RNA, 1901 nt
Organism: Asparagus officinalis (garden asparagus)
Lineage: Eukaryota; Viridiplantae; Streptophyta; Magnoliopsida; Asparagales; Asparagaceae
Product: probable Xaa-Pro aminopeptidase 3
Exons: 14
Coding region: 136-1620 (494 amino acids)
Cellular component (GO): mitochondrion
Molecular function (GO): metalloaminopeptidase activity; manganese ion binding
Source: RefSeq, a predicted model, not a curated record
UGCGCAAUUUUCGUGAACCCCGUCCAACGGACGGUCGAGAUCAUUCCUAGUAAAGACAGUCUACAGAAAGGGGCUUCGCAAAAUUUCACAGAGAGAGGGGGGAGAGAGAGAGAGAGCGCAAUAACGCAUAAAUUCAUGGCAAUUCAAGUUUUGGCCGGAAAACUCUCUCGCAGCUUCUCUAGGUCAAAGGUUUCCGCCCGAGUUUCUCAUUUAUAUGAUUCUAUCCAUUGUGCUCCUUAUAGCACCGAUCGAAUUAUUGAUGUUGGGCAGCCAACUCCGUCAUCUCAUCCUCAGCUACUAACGGAAGAUGAGAUCACCCCGGGAAUCACAAGUGCUGAAUAUACUUCAAGAAGAAAAAGACUUUUGGAGUUGCUUCCUGAUAAGAGCUUAGCUAUCAUUGCUUCUGCUCCCAUGAAAAUGAUGACUGAUGUUGUUCCAUAUACAUUCAGACAGGACGCAGAUUACCUCUAUUUUACUGGCUGUAUGCAACCGGGUGGCAUUGCUGUUCUAAGCCAUGAGCAUGGAUUAUGUAUGUUUAUGCCUGAUUCAAGUCCUCAUGAUGUGGCUUGGCAAGGUCAAACUGCUGGAGUUGAUGCAGCCUUGGAUUAUUUUAGGGCUGAGAAGGCAUAUCCAAUGAGCAAGAUCCAUAAGAUCCUUCCGGAAAUGAUGGGAAGUGCAUCUAGAUUGUUCCAUAAUGUAAAGACCGCUGUACCAUCAUAUAUGGAGUUAGAGCCAUUCCAAAGAGCAGCUAUCAGCAAAAAAGUGAAAGAUCUUUCAUAUUAUACUCAUCAAUUGCGGUGGAUAAAGUCACCGGCUGAACUUAAAUUGAUGAGGCAAGCUGCCUCAAUUACUUGCCAGGCCCUUCUGCAAACUAUGUUGCUGUCAAGGACGCAUCCAGAGGAGAGCAAGCUAUCAGCUAAAGUUGAAUUUGAAUGCAGAAUGAGAGGUGCACAGAGAAUGGCGUUCAAUCCUGUGGUUGGAGGUGGGGCGAAUGGAAGUGUUAUUCACUAUGCACGAAAUGAUCAGAAAAUUGGUGGUGGAGAUCUUGUUCUGAUGGAUGUCGGCUGUGAGUUGCAUGGUUACCUUAGUGACCUAACUCGUACCUGGCCGCCUAGCGGUAGCUUUUCCACUGCUCAGGGAGAACUAUAUAGUCUCAUACUGGAGACUAACAAGGAAAGCAUGAAGCUUUGCAAACCAGGUGCAAGCAUUCAGCAAAUACAUAAUUAUUCGGUUCAAAUGCUGAGGAAAGGAUUUAAAGAGCUUGGAAUUCUAAAAGAUGAGAGCAGCUUUUCAUACCAUCAGUUGAAUCCUACUGCAAUAGGUCAUUAUUUAGGAAUGGAUAUUCACGACUCCGCCACUGUUGGCAUCGACCGCCCUCUGCAGCCUGGUGUUGUAAUAACAAUUGAGCCAGGAGUUUAUAUCGCCCCCUCUUUUGAUGCUCCGGAUAGGUACCGAGGCAUUGGUAUUAGGAUAGAGGACGAAGUGCUCAUCACUGAUACUGGCUAUGAGGUAUUGACUGGAUCAAUGCCGAAAGAGAUUUCACACAUCAAGUCCUUGCUAAAUAUGGAUGGGAGUUCAGGAGCAGAAAUAACCCUGGAAGAGAGAGCGGCGAUCAGUUGAAGCUACCCCCAGAAAAUGAAGAAGAUAUCCUCACCUCAUGAUCAGAGAUGAGAUCAAAGAGCAGAGCAGUUUGAAACUCCAUAUAUAGCAGAAAAAGAGUUCUCUGGGAAUUUUAGUUGGUUUAUUAGUGAGAGAUGGGGCAAAAGAGGCAAGUGUAAUUUCUGUACUUAUGCUUACUCAUUCAUUUAGGAAUCAUAACAUUAUACAUAAAUUAGACUGGUCAUAAAUUACCUCCUGGUUUGAGAGUUUAUAUGGUUUACCUUAAUACCUUGCCCUGGAAA